UUUAAGUGACUCAGGAAGUGGAAGGCGGCCGCCUGACGGUGAAGGGAAAGUGGAACCGGGGCGGCGUGGGCCAGCAGCGGGCGACCGCGGUCUCGCCCGGCAGCGGGAGGCCGAGCGGCGCGCGGCGCGAGGGCCGACGGGGCGCGGGCGGCCGCACCGGAAGUGCCUAGCGGGGGCGGAAGCGCAGCGCUGCGCCGCGCGACGCCGCGCUGUGCAGGCCGAGGCAGGCGGAAGGCCCUGCGCUCCCUGCCCGGCAGGGGCUGCCGCGGCUCCCAGGCCCUGCUCUGAGACGCGGCGCGGCCCGGCCCAGCGCAGUAGGGCGGCAGCACCUCUCGGGAAGGGCACCCGGGAGCGAGGGAAAGGGGACGUGCAGAGCCGCGCCUAGAGAAAGCCCGGAGGCCUGGGCCGCGUCACUGCAGCCACAUGGCCUCCGGAGUGGGCGCGGCCUUCGAGGAGCUGCCUCCCGACGGCACGUGUGACGAGUGCGAGCCCGACGAGGCCCCGGGCGCCGAGGAGGUGUGUCGGGAAUGCGGCUUCUGUUACUGCCGCCGCCACGCCGAGGCGCACAAGCAGAAGUUCCUCACGCACCACCUGGCCGGCUAUGUCCAUGGCGCCCAGGCCUGGGCCCCGCCAGCUGGCGUCGAGGGGGCGGGGAAGGAAGAUGUCGAGGCCAAGGUGGAGGCCGACGGGGAAGUAGAAAGUGAGGCGGGGGAAGAGAGCGAGUCUGAGGAAGACAGUGAGUCGGAGGAAGAGAGUGAGACUGAGGAAGAGAGCGAGGAGGAGAGCGAGGAAGAGAGUGAAGAGGACAGCGAGGAGGAGAUGGAGGAUGAGCAAGAAAGCGAGGCGGAGGAAGACAACCAAGAAGGAGAAUCUGAGGCGGAAGGGGAAACUGAGGCAGAAAGCGAAUUUGACCCAGAAAUAGAAAUGGAGGCAGAGAGAGUGGCCAAGAGGAAGUGUCACCAUGGGCUCGAUUUGAGCACCUAUUGCCAGGAGGAUACGCAGCUCAUCUGUGUCCUGUGUCCAGUCAUUGGGGCUCACCAGGGCCACCAGCUCUCCACCCUAGAUGAAGCCUUCGAAGAGCUGAGAAGCAAAGACUCAGGCGGACUGAAGGCAGCUAUGAUAGAGUUGGUGGAAAGGUUAAAGUUCAAGAGCUCAGAUCCUAAAGUAACUCGGGACCAGAUGAAGAUAUUUAUUCAGCAAGAAUUUAAGAAAGUUCAGAAAGUGAUUGCUGAUGAGGAACAAAAGGCCCUUCAUCUAGUAGACAUCCAAGAAGCAAUGGCCACGGCUCAUGUGACUGAGAUACUGGCAGACAUCCAAUCCCAUAUGGAUAGGUUGAUGACUCAGAUGGCCCAGGCCAAGGAACAACUUGAUACCUCUAAUGAAUCAGCUGAGCCAAAGGCAGAGGGUGACGAGGAAGGACCCAGGUAAGAUUAAACUAUUGCUGCUAUCUGUUCUCAGAAUUGAGGUAAAGUGACAUUUGUGGCCUUUUAAUGCCCCAUGAAAUAGGGACAGCCAAGGAAUAGCACAGAAAAGGGAUCUUCAUCUUAAGCCAGGGCUUUAAAGAUCUUAUUUUGUAAGACUCCCAUCUCCUUCCCCAUCUGUGUCACUUCCUGCCUGUAACCUUCAGAUAAAGGUAGAUGUGUACAGGAUGUAAUGACAGUGACUGCUUUUUUUUUUCUCUUGGCAUUACUGGAGUUUGAAUUCAGGGCUUUGUGCUUCAAGUGCUUCACCACAUGAACCACACCUCCAGCCCUUUUUGCUUUAGGUUAUUUUUUAGAUAGGGACUUGUUUUUUGCCUGCAGCUGGUCUCCCUUGUAGCUGGGAUGGCAGGCAGAUACCACCACUUGGCUUGUUUUGUGAGAUGAGAGUAUCACUAACUUCUUGACUGAGCUGGCCUUGAACCUCAGUCCUCCUGAUGUCUACCUCCCUAGUAGCUGGGAUUACAGAAGAGAGAUAUUGCUCCCAGCUUGAAAUUGAAUAUUUUUUAAUGUGCUCUGGUCUAGUGAUCUUUAUUUCUGACCUAUAACAUCUUGCAGCUUACCCAAGACACCUAUAUAAUGAAUCCUAGGUCAUAGGUAUAUAAAACUUUGUUUAGGGGGAAAAAUGCUUUUGGGUUUCUUUGAAAUGCAAAGUACAUUUCAUUAUUGCCUCUGUCUUUCUGUGAACCUGGACUUUGGUUUACUUACUUUUUCUGUCAUUCUGCUCAAGCAGUAAGAACAGAUUGAAGUAAGUGCUGCAGCUGUGCCAUCAACACAGUCAAUGGAUAUUUGUACCAAUAAAAUGGAAUAGCCGGACAGGUCCUGUCUGUCACAUAGGCUUAAGAACUAAAGACUAGGGAAGUUUCAGAAGGCCCCUGUUACUCAAACUUUAUUUUUAGCAGAAGUACUUCCAUUUGUUUUCAAAUGAAUGUUAAAUAGAACUUCAGUGUGUAAAAACUAUUUUUUUUUGUAGUUAGAUUUAGGGCCACAUACAUUGGUGAAUCUUUUUUCUUCAUCCCAAUAGAUUCUGAGGAGCUUCUGCUCAAUAAUCUAGUUCAAGUCCCUUGUGAAAAGCUAAAUGAAUUAAUUGUCCAAGGUUGCCUUACUGGAGCCAGGAUCUGACUCUUUGGUUUUAUUUCAAAUCAACAAAUGUAGUUC
Castor canadensis (American beaver) is the source of this 2636-nucleotide messenger RNA. Lineage: Eukaryota; Metazoa; Chordata; Mammalia; Rodentia; Castoridae. The record is from RefSeq and is a predicted model, not a curated record.